AUGCCGGACCUCUUCUACCAGCCACUGCUGGGCAUCAGAAGGCACCGGCAGGCCACGCUGCAGGAACGCCUGGACAACCGACAGCACCUGCUGGAGGAGCGAACCCUUUUGCGUCGCCUCCGGCAACUCCAGCUCAAGCUCAUGCUUCGCCUACUGGAAGCCAAGUGGGUGGAGUACAAGCUGGAAAUGGCCUUGGUGAAGGCCAACCAGCAGAACCAGCAGUUGAUAGCUGCCCUCAUGAGAAGAAUGGAUUUGGAAGAGAAGCGUCGAAAUGAGGCUGAAGAGAAGGCAGCGGAGACCGCACGUUUGGUUGCAGAGGCUGCAGCUAGAGCCAAGACGGAAGACCCGUUUGCAGCUGCACCGAGCACACCUUCUGUGCCUUUUGCAGGAGCUACCUCGUCUUCGAGCUCUGUUCGGAGCCCAUUGGUGCAGAAUAGGGCGGAGAAGUACCUUCCAUCUCUGCCGAUGCUAGAGCAUCAAGGCAUGAACAAGGGCAGGAUGCGAGAAGUCGAGACAUGGCAUGCCUACCUGGAGACACUGUCAUCGUGGCUUGCUCUUCAAGAUGAGUCUUUCGUUCGAGAGUUGCAACUCUGCGUCAAGCAAAAGAAUGAGAUCCUUCAGAAGGAUUUGGCGGAUGAUGUUGCUGCUCGAAGUGCGAAGCUUUACUACUAUCUCACCCAAUCUCUCUCACGUUGGGAAAGAGGCAGAGUCCGAGUCUUCGAGGACCUCCACCGUGAUGGCGAUGAGGUAGGCACCCUGACUGGAAGCACCUCGAAGGGAGAUGCGGCAUACGUCUGCGCUUCGCUGCAGGUACUGAGCAUGUCGGAACCGCCAAUGGAGGUGGAGCAAGAUUCCCACAACUCUCCAGCGGAGAGUGCCGGGCAGGAGGUUGCGUUUUUGAAUGCACCAGUAGAGCCUGCACCAGCAGAGGCGGCGCCAGUCGAGACUGCGGAUGCAGAGGCUUCAGCUGCCCCCUUCAAUGUUUUCUCGAGGCCUCCGAGUCAAGUUGCAGUACCUUCGCCUACGGUGGCUGCAUCAGAGACAGGAGAGACAGAAGAGGAGGAAGCAUGGGGAAAAUGGAGGGCAAGCAAGGCCAGGCCUUCGCAGCCAUCAGACGAGCCGUCGCUGAUAGUGAAGUGGAGAAGCAUGCUGAGGGGACCGCGCUUCAGGUAUUUCAUGCAAGCGAUACGACAACAGCGAGAAGAUCUUAUUGCAUGUGGAUACCCUGUGCCGGCAAUUCCAGAGAACAACCUGGAACCUGCAGUUCCACUUAUGUCUAUUGGAGAUGGGAUCGUUUAUCCUUCCCGUCAGGGGACCAUCUUUGCGUCAUUGACAGAUGCUUUGAUGACCGACGGCUACCUCCUCGAGGUUGGGCAGAAGCUCCUUGGGCGGAUCCAACGUCCAGACCCAGAUGUGGGGCCGUGCCUGGGAACGGGUUGGUCCAAGAGGCUUCGCGAUCACGAUCCCGAUCCUCUGGAUGGAACGCCCUACAUCAGCGCGGAGGUUGCGUGGGCGCUGUGGCUGCCCGAGUUUCCGGAAGCCCCGGAUCAUGGAGGCAUCCUUCCGGUGAAGAGAAAGAGGGAUUUUUCCCAGCUCACCGACGAGUUGUUGGACGAGCAUACUACAAGGUUCGAACUCGCGGGUCAAGGCCGCACUCUUCAUCAACGCGGCGUGCGUGCAAGGGACGCGCGUGCUGCUAUCGAAGGAUAUACUCCCGAUCCAAGUCACCUACGCCACCAGAGUGGCGGGGACGUGGCUGCGCUGGGUUACAUCAAGCGUAUCCUCAAGGUCCUGACCGUUUACGAGGCCAUGCCGGAAGCGGAACGCAACCUUUUGGCUGGAAUGUACCCAGACGACGUCGAGCUCCAGCUCGAGUGGGUGCCAGGCUCAGCCAUCAGGCAUGGGUGGCGUGCGUUAAUGGGGGCAAUGGAUCAGCGCACCCGGCGCUUUAUCGAGUUCGAAGCAGAGGUCCGAAAAUGGGAGGACUUGCAGUCAGCUCGACCCAAGGUCAAGGCCAGAAGAACGGGUGCAGCUGCUUCCACAGAUACUGGAGGUGGAAUUGGAGCGAUGAACGAGGGCUCGGAGACUGGAGCCAUGAACGAAGGCUCGGAGACAGAGUCUGCCGAGUCAUCCUCGGCAAGUUCGUCGGACGAAUCGAUUCCAAUGGGGGAAUACAUGAUGCAGAGCCGGACCAGAGUUUUGGCGCUCAUCGAAGCGGAGAAAGCCUUGAAAGAUGUGGGCUCCUCUGCGCCGCCCCCACCGUCUCCUAUCAUUAUGGAGCCAUCGCCGGUUGCGACGGACGGGUACAAGUUCGAUCCAGCAUCUCUGGGAGCCCCUCUGGGGGACACUGCAGCUCCAUCAACACCGGUACCUCCUUCGCCUUCCGCAGUUUCAUUGGCCCCUUUGGAGUCAUUCAAGUUCUUGGAUGUCCCACCUGUUGCUUCUUCUGGUCACUCGGACCACAGUGUGGAGCCUAUGGUGGUGGAAGAGGAGCGGGCCCCAGAAACUCCAGGACCCACGGCACCGGUUGGAGCUCCAAUUUCCGCAACGGAGAGUGUGCCGGAGACCCCUCCUCCAGGGGAAAUUCCAGGUCCCGGUUAUGUCCCGAAGGCAGCUCCUGGGGAAAUUCCAGGUGCUCUGUCGAAAGCCCAGGGGGCACCAGCGGGGGCUACACCGAAGGCCUGGUCUGUGGUUACAACUUCCUCGCCUUUGACGGUUCCAGAAGCGCCAGUGGCUGUAGAGUCUUUGCCUGCAGUUCCAGAGCCAGCAACCGUGACAGCGGAGGAAGGGCCUACCUCCGAGACCGCUACAUCAUCCGCAGCGGGUGCCCUUCCGCCUCCGGGCGGCUUGGGUCAAACAGCCGAAGAGAGGGAGUUUGUGCUUCCUUCCCCUUGCCAGAAGAAGCGAAGGAGUGCUUUGUUUUGCAUGCCAGGAGAAGCAUUGGAUGUUUUCGCUUGCUUGGCGAUCUAUGUGAUAGCAAGUUUCGAGGAGUUGGUGACUACCCUCAGCUUGUAUCCCGAAAGUACCGUUUACACCAUCGUCGUAAAGGAGUCCGAGUGCGAAUCAAGACUCGUUUCUGUUAUGUUCGAGUUGAUGUAG
This is a messenger RNA of Symbiodinium natans, 3099 nucleotides long. The record is from the annotation of a GenBank genome assembly. NCBI's taxonomy places the organism in Eukaryota, Dinophyceae, Suessiales, Symbiodiniaceae.